AUGGAUGACUCUAUUGAAGCCCGCGUGUUCAUCCCAGGUGCAGCAGAAGGCGAACUGAGCGGGAGCAAUGUCGCCCUCAGCUUCUGGGGCGGCGUAAAUGCCCAAACGGGUACGGUUAUCGACACUCAUCACCCCCUGGUGGGCAAAUCGGUGGCGGGCAAAGUCCUAGCAAUUCCAAGUAGCCGCGGCUCUUGCUCCGGCAGUGGAGUCAUUCUUGAGCUCUUGUUGAAUGGCAACCAGCCUUCUGCUUUGAUUUUUGCUCGAGAAGAGAUGAUUCUGACCCUCGGCGUGCUUAUUGCGGAGGAGAUGUUCCAGAAAAGCAUCCCCGUCCUGCAUGUCCCAAUGUCAUCCUUCAACAGGCUAUUGCAAUUUGAGUAUGUAAGAAUAUCAGAGACUCAAGUUACAACUGCAACGAAAUCACUGGAGUCUUUAAUACCCGCACUUUUACCCCGUCCACCUCUUCAUCAGCCCGAUUUCUCGGCAAUUCAACUAUCCCCUUUGGACCGCGAGUUACUCAACGGAUCUCAUGGAAAAGCAGAACAAGUGGCAAUGCGAGUCAUUCUCCGCACAGCAAAUAUCCAAGGCGUGACAGAAUUGAUCGAUGUGAAACAAGCCCACAUCGACUGCUGCAUCUACACCGGCCCAGCAACACUGGAAUUUGCCCAAACACUCUGUCGAUGGGGAGCGAAGGUCCGAAUACCCACGUCCCUCAACUCUAUUUCCAUUGAUAGACGACUAUGGCGCUCGCAAGGAGUGGAUCCCUCACUGGGCGAGCCCUCUGAGAAACUGGCACAGGCUUAUGUUGAGAUGGGAGCUCAGCCAACAUUUACAUGUGCUCCUUAUCUUCUAGACACUGCGCCAGAACCUGGUGAUCAUAUAAUGUGGGCUGAGUCUAAUGCAGUGGUCUUUGCCAAUAGCGUGCUUGGUGCGAGAACCAUCAAGUGCCCGGACUAUCUGGACGUUUGCGUUGCCUUGACUGGACGGUCGUUGAAUACCGGUUGUCAUCUGACAGAAAACCGCAAAGCUCGGAUUGAGAUUCACUUGGAUCUUGACGUUGACUCUGAUGACUCUUUAUAUCCACUGCUUGGAUAUAUUGCAGGGGAUAUUGCUGCGGAUUCCGUGCCGAUUAUUACGGGAUUAGAAAGGAAGUCUGUUCCGACAGAAGACUUGAAAGCUUUUGGUGCUGCAUUUGCGACAACCUCCAGUGCUCCGAUGUUUCAUAUUGCGGGCAUCACUAUAGAGGCUCGGAAGCUAGCGGACAUUCAGGCUCAUCUAAAAGAUACGGCAAGAGUUACAGUAUCGUGUUCCGACCUUGCGAAACAAUGGGACCGAUUCAACGCCUUCACAGAAAGUGAGAGACGCACUCAGAUUGACCUGGUCUCCCUUGGAAAUCCACACUUCUCACACGAAGAGCUUGUGAAGCUGGUGCAACUCUGCUCUCAACGUCAAAAGUGCGCAAAGACCGCACUAGUAGUAACCUGCAACCGUGACACCUACGGUCGAGCUGCCAAGGAUGGAUUGAUUAAUGAGCUCGAGAAAUUCGGGGCCCAGAUUGUGACCGAUACCUGCUGGUGCAUGAUGCAGGAACCAAUCAUUCCACCGACUUCCAAAACAAUCAUGACGAAUUCUGCAAAGUAUGCUCAUUACGGGCAAGGCUUGACGGGACGGCAAAUUCGGUUCGGGGGUCUGGCACAAUGUGUGGACGCCGCUUGUUCCGGGGAGGUAGUGAAUAACAUGCCUUCUUGGCUGGUGAACACAAAUGAUGUAUAA
This is a messenger RNA of Penicillium subrubescens, 1770 nucleotides long. RefSeq names its product Aconitase/3-isopropylmalate dehydratase large subunit alpha/beta/alpha subdomain 1/3. The record is from RefSeq and is a predicted model, not a curated record. NCBI's taxonomy places the organism in Eukaryota, Fungi, Ascomycota, Eurotiomycetes, Eurotiales, Aspergillaceae. Bases 1 to 1770 code for a protein of 589 amino acids. The transcript is spliced from 2 exons.